Messenger RNA from Alligator mississippiensis (American alligator), 7010 nucleotides. It is a transcript of the gene PRP4K, whose product is annotated as pre-mRNA processing factor 4B. Gene Ontology annotation, molecular function: ATP binding; protein serine/threonine kinase activity. NCBI's taxonomy places the organism in Eukaryota, Metazoa, Chordata, Crocodylia, Alligatoridae. Gene Ontology annotation, biological process: peptidyl-threonine phosphorylation; peptidyl-serine phosphorylation; mRNA cis splicing, via spliceosome. The record is from RefSeq and is a predicted model, not a curated record. The transcript has 16 exons. Bases 64 to 3180 code for a protein of 1038 amino acids.
CGCAGUGCGCAGUCGCGGCGGCCCCGUCUCACCAGUGGCAGGGAAGGCGUUGGGAAGUUCAAAAUGGCGGCUGCGGUGGAGGCCGAGCUGCGGGCGCCCGAGACAACUCCUGCAACUGUUCUGAUUCCUUCUAUCUCAUUAUGGGACCAAGAGUCCACUGCUCUGAGGGUACAACCUGCCCAACUUUCUACUGAUCAAAGAAUUGAAGAUGCUGAUACUUCUGAAAGAAGUGCAAAUGAAGAAAAUGGGGAAAUAUCAGAGGGAGAGCAGCCUCAAAACAAGCACAGCCGGCACAAAAAAAAGAAACACAAACACCGAAGCAAGCACAAGAAACACAAACAUUCUUCAGAAGAAGACAAGGACAAAAAACAUAAACACAGGCACAAGCAUAAGAAACAUAAACGGAAAGAGGUUGUUGAUGCCUCUGAUAAAGAAGAUGGACCAGCAAAAAGAACUAAAAUUGAUUUUUUAGCUCCACUAGAAGAUUUGGAGAAACAAAGAGCAUUAUUAAAAGCUGAACUUGAGAAUGAAUUAAUGGAAGGAAAAGUCCAAUCUGGGAUGGGGUUAAUAUUACAAGGUUAUGAGUCAGGUUCUGAAGAAGAGGGUGAAAUUAAUGAGAAAGUACGAAAUGGGAAUAGAUCUACAACUAAAUCAUCAAACACAAAGGGGAAAUUAGAGCUUGUGGACAAUAAAACUAGUUCAAAGAAAGGAAGUAAGAAUACUGAAACAAAAGAGCGGACUAGGCACCGAUCUGAAAAAAAGAAAAGCAAAGUAGGAGUUGAUGGAGUCAAAGAGAAAACAACUAGAAGCAAGUCAAAAGAGAGGAGAAAAUCAAAAAGUCCCCAUAAAAGAAGUAAGUCCCAAGAUCAAACAAGGAAAUCAAAGUCUCCAACGCUUAGAAGGCGGUCUCAAGAGAAAAAUAGAAAGUCUAAAUCUCCCCCAGAGGAUAGGAAUAAAGCGGAUGAAAAAAAUAAAUCUAGAGAUCGCAGAAAGUCUCCAGUGGUAAAUGAAAGCAAAAAUAGAGAUCGUGGCAAAAAAUCUAAAUCCCCAACAGAACUAAGAGACAAAUCCAAAGACAGAAGAUCGCGGUCCAAAGAUAGGAAAUUAAGGAGGUCAGAGGCUGAGAAAGAAAAGAAGCCUAUUAAAUCUCCUUCUAAAGAUGCUUCUUCCGGAAAAGAAAACAGGUCUCCUAGAAGACCUGGUCGUAGCCCUAAAGGAAGAAGCCUAUCUCCAAAACGUGAAAAAUCAAGAAGAAGUAGAUCUCCUCUCCUUAAUGAUCGUAGAUCUAAGCAGAGUAAGUCUCCCUCUCGGACUCAAUCUCCAGGUAGAAGAGCAAAGAGCAGAUCAGCAGAAAGAAAGCGACGAGAAUCAGAGAGGAGGCGUCUUUCUUCUCCCAGGACACGACCUAGAGAUGAUAUCCUGUCUAGACGCGAGAGAUCAAAAGAAACCAGUCUUCCCCGAUGGUCCCCAUCUAGAAGAAGGUCUAGAUCUCCCAUCCGAAGGCGAUCUCGCUCACCACUGCGACGUAGCCGAUCUCCAAGAAGGAGGAGUAGGUCUCCUCGGAGGAGGGACAGAGGUCGAAGAAGUCGGUCUCGUCUGAGAAGGAGGUCCAGGUCACGGGGUGGUCGUAGACGUAGGAGUAGAAGCAAAGUUAAAGAAGAUAAAUUUAAAGGGAGUCUUUCUGAAGGCAUGAAAGCUGAGCAGGAAUCCUCAUCAGAUGAGAACCUUGAAGAUUUUGAUGUAGAAGAAGAAGAUGAAGAAGCACUGAUUGAACAGAGAAGAUUACAGAGGCAAGCAAUUGUUCAGAAAUAUAAGUACUUGACUGAAGACAGUAACAUGUCUGUGCCAUCUGAACCAAGCAGCCCUCAAAGCAGCACGCGUAGUCGCUCAAAUUCACCAGAUGACAUCUUAGAACGAGUGGCUGCUGAUGUUAAGGAGUAUGAACGGGAAAAUGUUGAUACAUUUGAGGCCUCUGUAAAAGCGAAACACAACCUCAUGACAGUUGAACAGAAUAAUGGUUCAGCUCAGAAGAAACUGUUAGCUCCUGAUAUGUUCACAGAAUCAGAUGAUAUGUUUGCUGCAUACUUUGAUAGUGCCCGUCUUAGAGCUGCUGGCUUUGGAAAAGACUUUAAAGAAAACCCCAACCUCAGGGAUAACUGGACUGAUGCAGAAGGCUAUUAUCGUGUUAACAUAGGUGAAGUUCUAGAUAAACGUUACAAUGUCUAUGGUUAUACUGGCCAGGGAGUCUUCAGUAAUGUCGUGCGAGCCAGAGAUAUGGCAAGAGCAAAUCAAGAAGUGGCAGUUAAAAUCAUCAGGAACAAUGAACUUAUGCAAAAAACUGGUCUAAAAGAACUGGAAUUUUUGAAGAAGCUCAAUGAUGCAGAUCCUGAUGACAAGUUUCAUUGUCUGCGACUGUUCAGGCAUUUCUAUCACAAACAGCACCUCUGUCUGGUAUUUGAACCACUCAGUAUGAAUUUACGAGAGGUACUGAAAAAGUAUGGGAAGGAUGUCGGUCUCCACAUUAAAGCUGUACGCUCCUACAGCCAACAGUUGUUCCUGGCAUUAAAACUGCUUAAAAGAUGUAAUAUCCUACAUGCUGAUAUUAAGCCAGACAAUAUUUUGGUAAAUGAGUCUAAAACCAUAUUAAAGCUAUGUGAUUUUGGAUCAGCUUCACAUGUUGCAGAUAAUGACAUCACGCCAUAUCUUGUCAGUAGAUUUUAUCGAGCUCCUGAAAUCAUUAUAGGUAAAAUCUAUGAUUAUGGAAUAGAUAUGUGGUCUGUAGGCUGUACACUGUAUGAACUUUAUACAGGAAAAAUUCUAUUUCCUGGCAAAACCAAUAACCAUAUGUUAAAACUUGCCAUGGACCUCAAAGGAAAGAUGCCAAACAAGAUGAUUCGAAAAGGUGUGUUCAAAGAUCAGCACUUUGAUCAAAAUCUCAACUUCAUGUAUAUAGAAGUAGAUAAAGUAACAGAAAGGGAGAAGGUUACAGUCAUGAGCACCAUUAAUCCAACCAAGGACCUCUUAGCAGAUUUGAUUGGGUGCCAACGACUCCCGGAAGACCAGCGUAAAAAAGUACACCAGCUAAAGGACUUAUUGGACCAGAUUCUAAUGUUAGACCCAGCUAAACGGAUUAGCAUCAACCAGGCUCUGCAGCACGCCUUCAUCCAGGAAAAAAUUUAAACCAGAUGAAGAAGUUCAAAGGGUUUGAGUAAUUAAGAUACAAAGACUGAAGAAAUUUCCCAGCAGUUUAUUAAUGUAUAUAAACAUAAAUAUUUCCCCUGCAAAGUUGAGGAAGAAUGAUACAUUUGAAUUAACACCAAGGCUGAUAUUUCUUUUAGAAAUGUUAGAGUAAUUCUGUUUGUGUCUUAUGUGAAAAUUUUCACUGUAGAAUUGUUUUAAUUGCCAAGACUGCACAAAAGUACAAUGCUAAUGUAUAUGGUUGCAGUUCAUAUAUUAUAAAAAGAAAAAAAGCCUCUGUUAUAAAAGAACAGUAAUACUGGGUGGUUGAUUUGUUUUUUAGCAGACUUGGCUUCAUUUUUGUCUUUAAAAAAUGGCCAGCAUAAAUGCUGUUUAUAUUCACAUUUUCCUAGGUGUGUGUGUGCAGGCCACAGCAGCAUGCCCUUGGUGUAGUCAGUGCCGAAGGGGGUCUGUUCCUUCUUGAGCCUGCCUGCAGGGAUGGUCUCCUCUUUUAAAGCAGGUUGUGUACAACUUUCAGUACACUGAAGGUAAGCUAAACCAUCAACAUCAUCAGUGUUUAAAAUGUUAUUUUACUGGAACGACUGACAAAUGAGGGACGAUAGCUUUGUGGCAGAAUUCCCUGCAUGUUUGAUAAAUGAAUUUGUUUUAUUUUCUGGCAUUGCAACUGUGGCAUAGUUACAACUUUGUUCUGUUCAUCACAUAUUUAAAACUUUUAAGAGUGCGCACUUGAUGGAUAGAGCGCCUUCAGUGUACUGUUUCUUAUUACUUUAAUUUUUUUAAUCAACUUGCUAGAGACUUUGUAUACAUUUUGUUAAAUACAGUUCGCUAUGACAUAGAACCAAUACUUACUGAAGAGUUUUCAUUUACUAAUUACAUAUGUUGGGAUCUGAUUCUGAAAGACCUUAUAUCUAAAGCAUAGUUAGACAACAUAAUGAAAUUUUUUAACUAUUUGUAUGUCAUUUUGAAAGUGUACUGCUUUAUGCUAAAAGUGUUUCAUUUGUUCAUUGUUUUCAUUAUUUGUGAUCAUGUUGUCUUUCAAUACAGGCAUAAACCUUCCACUCUUGAACAAAGCAGCUGCUUUUUAAAAGCGGUAAUUGCUUCUUUACCUUUUAUUUCUUUUGUAAAUGAAGCUUUUCUUUAAGAAAUGUGACUUUAAAGUGUUGUCUCUUGCAUAAAACAGUUGACACUUACUUAUUGUAAAGUGAAGAUUGUUCUCCUGCAUGUAAAGUGGACCAUGCAGAUUUCUGUAUGUUUUCAGUAUGCAUCAUUAGAUAAUAAAGUCUUUUGUGAACAAGGCAUUUGUAGCCAUUUUUAAAAGAUUUUUUUCUUCAGUGCUGGUAAAUCAGGUAAUCUGUAAGAAAUCCUUCAUAUUUCCAUUAAUCCUUUAAUUGAAGGGAUUAUUAAAAGUUAUGAACUUUGAAAGAGAUAUUUAACUACAUUAAUUAGAUCUAUGAUUAUCUACAUUAAAAAAACCUACAGAUACUGUCUAUCUGCUUUCAUUGUUAUGAAAUUAUUCCUGUAGGAUGUGGGAUUGAUUCAGGCUUUAACUAAUGUUUGUGCUGUUUCUCUCACUUUUCCUUUUGAUGGUGCUGAAAGAGAAAAAGGGAAGCGAGGCACAGGCCACUCAACGCCUACUCCAUGAGUCUGGUUUGCUGAGACACCAACUUCACCUUCCUAACAAGGUUAUUUCUGACAGCAUGUGUAGAUAAACAUUUAGCAACAAAAGUUAAAAUAGUUUGAAACAUUUGAGUUAGUUAUGCAACAUGAGAGAAACAGGAUCAAGCUUUUCCAAUCCAUACUUCUGCUUUAAUAAAACAAAUGAGAAUGUUAACAAUUCAUUUUUUUUAUUUCUGUUUAUCAAAAUAUACCUAAAGUGUGAAAAAACACUGGGUUCAGUUAUUUUGUAACACCGUCCUAAAAUUGUAAAUAGAAUCUUUUAUCCAUAUAGGCAUAUAAUUGCAGCAAACAUGCAUGCUUAGUGCAAUCAAGGAUGGAAAAGGAAACGAAGCAGUCAUUCUGCUGGUGGGGUGUUCCCCACCAAGGAGUUUAAUAAACUACAAAAGCAGGUGAUGGUUGGUUGUUUUUGUUUGUUUUUUUUACAUGCCUAUUUUGAACCUUCCAAUUUUUUAUUUCCAUUUUUCAUAAAGUAAAUCUAUUCCUGUUUCAACAUACUAAGUUUCUUGAUCAUGCAGGAGAGAGUAUGCAACCUUCUCCUUUACUGAAAUGAACGGAGAGAUACUUUAUAGUUAAAUCCACACAAAGUAAUUUGCAUUGCUUUGGUGACAACUUUGGCAAAUACAGCACUUCUGGUGGCAAUUUUACAUAGAUGAAGUAAAACCCAAUAUGUUUUUUAAAAAGAAUCCCUAUUUAAGAAUAAUGGAAUAAGUUGGUGUUGUCAAAUCCAAUAGAAACAAUACAUCUUAUGCCUACAGAAUUGUUUUAAAUUAUUCUGAAGAAGCAUAAAGUUGCUCGUUUACUUGUUCUUUGUGUUGUAGGUGCAGUUCAAAAGAAGAUGAUGACUGCCAGAAGACAUGAACAAAGGUUUCUGACCUAUAAAAGAUAUAAAAAAAAAAGAUAUUCUUUAUGUAGUUUUCUGUCUAAUCUUUCUGUUUGCAGCAUCCGAGUCAAGGUUUCAUUACCACUAUUGCAGUGUUGGUAAUUCUUAGAAUAGUCCUAUUGUGCUCAUGUUUAUAUGUAAGGUAAUGUUUUUUGUUUCAUUUUUGGUUGAUGUGAUUUUUGUUGUGAUGAAAUGUAGGAGGAUAUGCAGGUUAAGUUUAAUUUCUUUCUUUUAAAAAGAAAAUGUCUACUACCAAAUUUGGUUAAAAUAAUUUUUUAGGAUUCUUAAUACACAUAAAAAGCCAGAAGCAUAUAAAGUGAGACUGCUUAUCCCUGUUUAUUUCAGCACAUACAUUAUUUAUGCUACUGCUGUUAACUUUAUCAUUGCUAGAGUGGCUGUGAGAGGUUGUUUAAAGACAAAGGAAUCCCAGUUCUUGACCCUAUUGCAACUUUAUGUUGCUGUACCUCUGCUGUGAACAGCCAGCUGAUGGUUGUUCUAGCAUGCAAAACUGAGUGGUGUCAAAACCAGCUGUAAGCCAGCCCCUCUCCUUGGCCCAUGAUGUAGGAAGAAUAGUAAAACCACAUUUGUAGUGCUUUUGAAAGUACUAAUUCGUAGCUAUUGUAGUUUGACAAAAAUUGGAGCAGCUGUGAAGUAGCUUUAACUUGAAGGACCUGUUCUUCUUGGCUGUCUCAAGAAUAAGAGUCUUGUCUUGCCUCCGCUCCUGUUUCAUGAAGCUCUGUGCCAUGGGUUGAGCCCAUGUUCUGUCUCGUGACUGAGAACUUCAGUUGUGUAAUAUACUUGACCUACUAAGAACCCAGAAAGACCAAAGUCUGCUUUUGAACCUGCAUCCCCAGAUGACAACAAAAUUAACUUUCUUCUGUACUAAGUCAGAUUACUUGAAAUGUAUAUUUGGAAUCCUUUCUAUAUUUGUCAUUUGUAUUGCUGUGCUACUUACUGCUGUAUAGAUUGAUCUGACUGAAGACUGUUUAAGUAAUUUUGAUAGACGGAAGCUUUUUUUAUAAUAACUGCAUUUUUUUUAAUAAUGUUUUUCCUUCCAUACAUAGGGUAAGUGGCAGUAAACUUCUGAGGAACCUUUGUAUGUACUGAUCCAUACACAGGAGGCUGCUGAAUCUUUGAGAAUGCUGGAGAUGAUAACUUAAUCUUCUACAGUGUAUCAUGUCGUGAACUAUAACUUCAAAGCAGCAGAUGUUCGAAGUGGUAGUUGCUAUAAAGUAAUAAAUAAGUGUUGCACCUA